Molecule: messenger RNA, 624 nt
Organism: Rhopilema esculentum
Lineage: Eukaryota; Metazoa; Cnidaria; Scyphozoa; Rhizostomeae; Rhizostomatidae
Source: RefSeq, a predicted model, not a curated record
GUUGAAAACGAGGUACUCAAGUUCUCGUGAAUGCUCGUUGCGUUAGCGACAACACAUUCUCAGCAUUUAUAAACAAUUGAGUGGAAAAGAUAAUAAUGGCAGCUACAGGCAGAAAAGAAAAAAGAAGCAAACAAGAAGUUGACCAUCCUUUACAGCAAGGUGUAUUCAUGUUUCCAAAUGGUGAUAAAUAUGAUGGUUCCUGCAAAUUAACAAAUGGAGCACUUGUAAGAACUGGUUAUGGGGAACUCACGGGUAGCGAUGGCACAGUGUAUAAAGGUGACUGGGACGCAGACAAAAUGAAUGGAAAAGGUUCAUUGUUUCAUGUAAAUGGUUCCAGGUAUGAAGGAGACUUUGUUAAUAAUAUGAUGCAUGGAUACGGCACGUAUACAUGGUCUGAUGGAUCAAAAUAUGAAGGAACAUUUUGCAAAAACAGCCUUGAUGGAAUUGGCAAAUUCACUGAUGGCCUUAACCAACCAUGGACUGGCGAGUUUUCACGUAAAUGUGCAAAUGGCCUCCGAUUCUCUUUAAAUAUGUAAGAAGAGAGAAAGCUAUUUUCAAGAAAUUGAAUCAAUGUGUAUAUAACGUUCUCGUAUUGUAGAUAAGCAACCUUUAUUCAUUUAAAAA